AUGGCAGAGCAGUCUAGUAGCUUGAAUGAAAUCCAAGCCUUGCAUUCGGACCUCCUUGCACUAUCAAAUUCUCGUCUUUCGAACCUCGAACGAUUAGCGAUUGAACUCGAUGCUCAUAUCGCAGCUUUUCGUAACCUUUUGAACCACAAGAGCCGGAAUGAGCAAAGUCGGAAGAGUAUCGAGGAGGGGAAAGUUGAGCGAGAUGGACAGAUGUAUAAGAUCAACGACGACUUUAAGCAGGGAACAUAUCAACUGGCGGACGAAUUGAAUCUUGAUGAGUUCGAGGCAUCCCAAAUCUUCUUCGACGCACAAGACGAUGCCGAUGCGACAGGGCGCUCAAUUUUAUCCUGCUCUAUAAUCCGCUUCCAUCAGCGACGAAAGCUCUUGUUGGAUUGUUUGCGGCUUACACUUCAGCAAAACGCCGAGUUAGAGAGCGACUCGGAGCAGGAGAGGGAAUUGAAGGCUUACCUGGAACAUAUCAUCACGGAGUCGACCCGUAGUGAACCUACAACCACAACUAAAAAUGGAGCUGCAACUUCAAUCAAAACAAGCAAUGCGCCAACAUUUAUUUCAAGAUGCAUUUCUACUAUGGGUGAUAUCAGGCAUUGGCUCCAGAAGAUUUCGGACAAAGUUAGCAGUUUAUCUGUAUUGGGACAACCAUCGCAACCGGAUCUUUUAGAAAUCAUGGAGUAUCAGCGCCACAGUCUGGUCAAACAACAUGAGUUACUCGGCGUUAUAAUACUCUAUUUGAUAAAAGCAAACCAUUCUGUCGAGGGAGAUUUCGAGCUGCUCUUGGGGAUUUUGAAGAAAGCGGAUAAGUAUGAUAAUCUUCUGGUGCAUCAUUUUCCCGCUUUGGCUGCUUAUAUUUGGCGUUAUGGUUCUCCAGAAGGUGGGUCGACGAUACAAGAUGCAAGAGCGCUGGAUAAGAAGAUCAGCGUAAAAACCGACCAGAAUGCAUGGGUGUUACCUUAUGCUCAUGCCGCAUUCCGAGCAUGGUGGUUGGCGGAGUAUAGUGGAUGGUAUGUGGAACACCAUGACGGACUACCACAUGGCAUUAAUCUCGAAGAUGAGGCCAAGCAGCGUUCUCAGCAGUUUAAUGAGGCUCUUAAGGAUGGGGCUUUUGAUUUUAUGCUGUCUCUUUCUGCUGAUGUCAAAGCCGCAACUUGGUCCGAACCGUCACGCCAAGGUUUUCGGUUAUGGCUACAGAGAAAGGCACCUCAGCUGUUGUCUGAUUCUGUAUCUUUCUCAGAUUUUUUUGAAAAUCAAUUUAUGGAGCAAUUACAGACAUUCAUCGAAAGUUUCAUAACGAAUCUACCAGACGUAUUGAGGAGGUUGAGAAUAGAUGAGGAUGAGCAACGUCAACUCAGUCAUGAGCAUGAGCACGAUCUAGAUCUGGAGCGAUUCAUAGUUAUCAUUUCUUAUGCCUUUGACGGCCGCCCAAAGGCUGCUUUGGAAGGAUUUUGGGACGUCCCAGAUGGUGUUUUAAUCGGUUUCAUGUAUUGGGCUUCCCGACGUGCAUCGACCCCGCUGGUUUCGGCAUUUUGUGAAAUGCUCCAGGCUAUCUCAGGUGAUGAUGAGUGUGCCACUGCUGCACACGAAUUUUUGCUCGACGAAAGUCCUCAGGCCGGAAAAAUGAAGCGUGCUCAUGCCCUCACAUGGAAUCAAAUUUUUAAAGAGCUAACAUUUUUCACAAAUAAACUUCGAGAUCAACCGGUACCACAAGCUCAAGCAUAUCGUCAUGGGAAGCCAAACCAUGAUCAAGCAGAAUUAGAGCCAGAAUCUUACAUCAUGCUGGAGUCCUAUCUCCGCCUCAUAUCUCAGCUCUCAGGCGAGUACUUGUGGACUGCUCUCGAUAUAUGGACUUCUGGUGGAUAUGUCCAUAAUCCCAGCACUCAAAGAAACACAGCCCCACCAUCUUAUGCACCUGACGCAAUUCUCCGGAAGUUUGCUACGGGCUUUGAAGAACCGGACGCGUUUAUUCUGCUACUCCAUGCCCUUGUAUUACCUUACGAAGAAGAUAGUGCUUUGCGAGAUGGCUUACCAUUCCCCGAACUCCUCGGAGCUUCCAGUCGCAUGCCUGGAAUAGAUCCCUACGUUGAUUUCGCAGUCGGCCAAGUUUUUGGAUCAAGAAUGAUUGACACUGCUAUAAAAACUCAUCGCCGCACCCCGGUUCCAAAUGCCGCCUACGCAUCUUUCGAGGAUGGAGUACUGAAUCACUUGACUAUCAUUCCUGAUUUGGGCUUAUACUGUAGCUCUGGCAACCCUGAAUUGGUCAUGGCAUCCCUAAAACUACUCGAGAAGCUUUCUGCAUCACCACAGCUUGCUGCUGCCCCUAAGGCAGGUAGCAGAAGGAUUGAUCGUAAUAAGGCAAUUGCUGCGUUGGAGGAAAAUAAUGCAGCGGAGGCUAUCUCACGCUCACUCCUACAAGAGAUAGAAGCCAGCAUUGACGAAGCCCAAGGCCCUGCAUCCGAUUCGCCGGGGUUGUUAUGGGAUGACCGAGAUCUCGCAGAUCCAGAAUUCUUGGAUUCAACUUCCGCCUCCUGCCUUUCAAACUUUUUAAAUCAACGGGCUAUUGUCUUGCAAUACACAUCUGCUGAGUUACGCCGGAUAGCACUCAGUCAUUUGCCUUCUUUAAAGGAGCGGAUGUUCAAUACAUUACUUGGAUCGACAAUGGUGGAAGAGAACCAACAAAUUGACAAUUGUUCCGUUUUUGACCUUUUCGACUUCAUGGAUAUUCCUUUGGAUCAAUCAAUAGCCCUUGGCUCAUUAUCUUGGCUCAAGGAUAUUGAUAUUAGCGUCUGUGAGGAAGUCCAUAACGAUUCACCUCCAUUGUGCAACAUGGUGAAACUCGAAGAGCUUCUGACUUUACGAAGAUCUGAGCUCGCUGCUACGAAGAGACUUGAAAACCCUCAAGACGUGACUACAUUCAAAAAUGAAGCCCAGCUCAUGUUUAACUACUACUUCAUCGAUAACAAGUUAAAGGAACUCCAAGCAGCUCGACAUAAGGCGCUACAGUCUUGGGUUCAGUUAUUACUCGUGAUGGUAGAGACCAUGGCUUACGACGAGUCGACCAAAAUAGUAUUUGUGUUGCAGACUCUGCAAAUAAUCCUACCCAGGCUGGAAAACUGCCUUGAAAAUGCAGCUGACGCAUUUGAGCUAGCCAAACUCACUAAAGCCCUCUUGUUUAGUCUCAACCUGGAUUCUGACGCUUUCAAGGAAGGUGACUUGGGACAAAAUCUAAGUGACAAACUCUUUCAUGUGUUCGAAUUGUCACUUAGAGCUAUCAAUGCCGUCGGUGCCAACGGUCCUCUGAAAGAGCUUUUCUAUACCAUCAGCUAUCACUAUCUUACAGGAACGUCGGAAUCCGAGAUUCACGUUAGUUCUGAGAUAGAUAACCCAAAUAACCUCGACGGCGGUUCCAAUCGUGCCCGCCCAGGCGAUCGCGCUCCAGCUUCAGCUCCUUCUCGUCCCGGAUUACGCAAACCACAUAGCACACAGACAGUCAAAUUGGCAGGCGAUCGAGUAAUAGACAUAGUUUGCGACGAUGUCUUGGUUGGCGAGCAAAAUUGUCGAAUUGCGGCAUUGCUACUCCUCGGCGCCUUGGUGAAAAAUUCCAAACAAGAAAACUCCAAUUACAUUAUUGAGUCUCUUAAUCGCCUUAAUUUUAUAAGUAUCCUUGUACACUCCAUUGGAGACUUGGGAAAUGCUUUACAAGAGACAUCGCGCGAAGAUGCAGCUAUAAUACUAUCCGACUUCUAUGCGAGAUUGGCACUCCUCGUUCACAUAUCGCAAACUCGCGCCGGAGCUACCGCUGUACUUAACUCCGGCCUGUUUCACUCUAUUUUAGUUUCAGGGCUGUUUUCCAUAGAUACCGACCUUGAGAUUGAUUUCAAUGACUCGGAGGCUGUUAGCAGACAUUACAGCUUACUUGCAGCAAUAAUGAGAGUAAUCUGUUGUGCUCUUGUGAGUCGAGGCCUACAAAAUGAGCAGAGUUUGGACCAAGGGAGAAGAUUUCUCGCCGACAACAGAGCUGCCAUCCUAGCUGUACUUAAAAAGUCUGCUGGACUUGGAACUGGUAAUGACUCCGCAGAGCAAAGCAUUGUUGAUAUAUCGGACUCAUUCAUGUUACUCAUGACUAUAACUCGUUUUGUCGAUUUUGAGGAGAUAACUAUUCAGAAACGGCCUACUCUGAGAUCAUUUACUUGA
This is a messenger RNA of Sclerotinia sclerotiorum 1980 UF-70, 4206 nucleotides long. RefSeq lists its product as hypothetical. The record is from RefSeq and is a predicted model, not a curated record. Gene Ontology annotation, molecular function: structural constituent of nuclear pore. Gene Ontology annotation, cellular component: nuclear pore; nuclear pore inner ring. The transcript is spliced from 11 exons. Gene Ontology annotation, biological process: nuclear pore organization. Lineage: Eukaryota; Fungi; Ascomycota; Leotiomycetes; Helotiales; Sclerotiniaceae. Bases 1 to 4206 code for a protein of 1401 amino acids.